ACACCCUUGUGUUAUGGAGAAGAAAAAAAGAUCUCAUGCGUUUGAAAGGUACUGUGUGCGGCUUUGCUUUAGUCCAGAAUGUGGACCAUUUUACAGUUCAUUACGGCAUAGGUAGCCGACAGCAGAGAACUUUGUAGAGUGGCCGUUGUUUUGCUGAUGAGUGAUAUCUGGCAACCUCCAGUUAGGCAUUUUCAAGUGUAGUCCGUUGCCUGGUUAGUAGUUAGUCAGAGGUAACGAAAACUAGCGAAGUUAUCUGCUUCAUUCUCAAUCGACUCCUGAACCCACUUGAACCGUGUGGCCCUGAUUCCGAACCAUGGCUACACGUCUCACAGAUCUACUUGGGAACACCCGGAUCAUUACCGGACUGCUGGUGAAUUUGUUCUCGUCCAUCUGUAUCGUUUUCAUCAACAAAUGGAUUUAUGUGCAUUAUGGAUUUCCCAACAUGACUUUAACCCUGGUACAUUUUGUAGUAACGUGGCUAGGGCUGUACGUUUGUCAGAAAAUGGACAUAUUCGCUCCCAAGAGUGUGCCACCGUCCAAAGUAAUUCUCCUGGCACUCAGCUUUUGUGGAUUCGUUGCCUUCACCAACCUCUCUCUCCAGAACAACACUAUUGGCACGUAUCAGCUCGCAAAAGCCAUGACUACUCCUGUCAUCAUUGUCAUACAAACAGUGUAUUACAGAAAGACAUUUUCCACGAAAAUAAAGUUGACGCUGGUUCCCAUUACAUUGGGGGUCAUGCUGAAUUCUUACUAUGAUGUCAGGUUCAAUCUCCUGGGUAUGGUGUUUGCCACAUUGGGUGUCUUGGUCACUUCACUUUAUCAAGUGUGGGUGGGAGCAAAGCAGCACGAGCUGCAGGUGAACUCCAUGCAGCUGCUGUACUACCAGGCCCCCAUGUCCUCCGCUUUCCUGCUGCCCCUCUUGCCCUUCUUCGAGCCCCUCACUGGGGAGGGGGGCAUCUUCGGCCCUUGGUCCCUGCAGGCUCUGUCCAUGGUGCUGCUGUCAGGGCUGAUUGCCUUCCUGGUCAACCUGUCCAUCUACUGGAUCAUUGGGAAUACCUCAGCUGUCACCUACAACAUGUUUGGGCACUUUAAGUUCUGCAUCACGUUGCUGGGGGGCUACGUACUCUUCCAGGACCCCCUUUCUCUCAACCAGGGCCUGGGAAUCGCCUGCACGCUUGUGGGCAUCCUGUCCUACACCCACUUCAAGCUGGCCGAGCAGGAGGAAGGCAAGAGCCGGCUCGCUCAAAGGCCAUAGGACACCUGGAACGCCAGUCACUGAUCUUGCCACUCUGGUUGGUCAGUCUCCAGAUUGCACACUCCCCCUGAUAAUGCACAUCUAACAGGGGGUGAGGAAAGGAGCAGGACAAGGAGCACUGGCAGGGAGGUACAGAGAGAGGACUUAACGCUUGAUGAUUGGGAUAGUUUAUUGGGAGGUUUUGAACUUUUGACUGAAGUUUUACAGGUACAACAAUGAAUGGUAAAGUGUAUAUGCCUGGGGUGACGGUACUCUCCUCUAAUUUAAAUUCACUUAAGAAGAAUGUCAAUCAUGAUGUGUGAAGGUUUUUCUUUAUGCAUCCAUGCUAUCGUGAACCAAUGCUUUCACUCAAUGAGAACAUUUUACUUUUAAAGGAGCAGAAUGUGGUUUUUCUUCUCA
This is a messenger RNA of Sardina pilchardus (European sardine), 1654 nucleotides long. It is a transcript of the gene slc35e3, whose product is annotated as solute carrier family 35 member E3. Gene Ontology annotation, molecular function: nucleotide-sugar transmembrane transporter activity; antiporter activity. The transcript has 5 exons. The coding region runs from base 314 to 1255 and encodes 313 amino acids. Gene Ontology annotation, cellular component: Golgi apparatus. Lineage: Eukaryota; Metazoa; Chordata; Actinopteri; Clupeiformes; Clupeidae. The record is from RefSeq and is a predicted model, not a curated record.